AACCAUAGAGAUAUUAAUAUCUCUAUAUUUGCAACACCUUUAACCAUGGUUAUAAUUUGAGCGGUAACACAACCAAUACAUUAUUGGAUGUGUUAAUCAUAGAUAAAUUUCCUCUAUAACACUGCAAGCAAUGGACAUUUUAUGCUCAAAAUGUGUCAAAUAUACUUACAAUAUUUGUAAUAUAAUUUUUUUAAUAGUUUAUUGGAAAGGUAUACAUUUUUAGAGAUUUUAAGAUAAAUGGUAAAAGUAUCAAAAAAUCAAUCUUGGAAAAAAAAGAAGAAGACAUGGACAACUUCGUGGUAACUGUAUAUUUGUCAAUUUUUAGUAUUACAAAAAGUAAUCUCUAGUUUUCAUAAUUGUUAUCGUAGUGUUUUCUCUAAUUAUUAAUAAUAUGCAUGAUAGUGUUUGUCUUCAGUGUAAUAAAUUACACACGGGACCUUCAAAUCGAUUAGUGCGGGAUUCGUGUGGUCAUGAAAAAUGCAGAUUUUGUCUUCUAGAGGAUGAAAAUCAGUGUAAACAGUGUGUAGAAGAAAAGAAACUCAGACUACACGAAUCAGAAAAGAACAAUGAGAAUUUAGAAAAUGAUACAAAAGAUGAAGUAGUUAAUAAUCAUACGGGAGUAAUACAAGUAAAUGGGAACGUUCCCAGUACCUCAACUUAUAAUGGAGAGCUCACAUUUCACGAAACUAUUGAAACAUUAGAAAAUAAAACCCUAGAAAAUAGUUUCAAUGAAAAUACAUAUGAUUCCCUUAAAGUUGAAAAUAAAAAUAUUGCAGCAAGUAGAAUUAAAAAGCCAGAUAAACAAAGAAGAACUUACAAUACAGUUAUCAUUCCUAAACAUGUAACAGUAAUUUCAGAUCCUCCAUCAUAUCUUUGCACUAUCUGUAAUAAGAAUUUUAACACUAAAACACACAUCAAGUAUCAUACUUAUUGUAAUGGAACUGCUAAGCCAUAUAAAUGUGAACAUUGUGGAAAAGAAUUUAUAUUAAGAGCCCAACUUGAUGUACAUUCUUAUAAACAUAAGCCUGUAAAGCCUUAUAGUUGUUCCAUUUGCAAAAAAUCAUUUAGUGUGAGAAGUAAAUUGACUAGGCAUUUGGCAACACACUCCCAAGUAAAAAGCCACAUAUGUUCUAUAUGUGGAAACGCUUAUAGAAGUAAGGAGUCUUUGAAAAUACAUUUCAUAAUACAUAAAAGUGAUAAACCAUUUAGCUGUAACAUUUGUUCAGCCAAAUUCAGUAACCAGUCGAAUUUGAAUAAACAUUCAGCAGUUCAUACAAAAGAAAAAGCUCAUAUGUGUGAUCUUUGUGGAAAGAGAUACAAGCUAAAGUGGGCAUUAUCAGUUCAUAAAUUGUCUCAUAACAAAACAAGAUCUUUUGAAUGUAGUGUUUGUUACAAAAAAUUCAUUUACAAAAAAGAUCUUCAAAGACAUAGUUUGAUACACGAAGAAAGCAAACAGUACAAAUGCAGCGUGUGUUCAACAACAUUUCGCCGUCAAGAUAAUUUGCGUCGUCAUAUGAAGAACACUCAUCCUGGUAAAAAGGCUGAAGUGAUAAAGACUGUUGUACCGGCUCGUUCAAAAAUACUAUCUACCACCAAUCUAACGCCGAACACUAGUUCUGUUAAUAACAAUAAAACAGAUACUCAUAUUCCUGUCGAUAAUCCAAACGCUAUAAACGUUAUAACCACUGCUUCCGUUGCUUGUUCUUCGAUAAAGAUAAACAAAGAAGAAACGGAAGCAGUUACACAUCUUCCUUCUGCUGUUAAAUCUGUUUCCAGGGCGGAUGCAACUGGUGGAACGGCAACAACGACCAGUGUCAUCAACGGACCAAUCAAACUCGCUUUUAAAACGCCGGCUUUUAAGAGCUACUACAAUAUUAACAGGGAUUUCGACCAUAUGCCAACUGUUCAACUCCAGAGCAACUACAACAUGGCAGAAUCAGUAGAAAUUUGUCAGAAAAUAUUGUCGACUGACAGUUCACUUUCGAGUAGAAAUAUGAUUCCCAAAACGGAUUCCAUAUCUCAAGAAAUCUGCCAAAAAAUCCUCGACCCAAAUUCACGUCCCAUUCAUUAUGAGACAUCUUUUCAGAAUAAACAACAUGCUAUGAUAAAAAAUAUUAAAUUUAAGGUUCCUAUACAGUAUACUAAUCAAUUUAAAGAAAAUGGCAAAGUUGAAGAAACGAAAAAUGAUGAUUGUAGUUUAAAUUUUACUGAACUUCAACCUGUAGCUAUGACUAGCGUUAUUGUAAAUAGUAAUGAUUUAAGUGAAUCUGGAAAUUUGUAUUGGAGACGGAGAACUUCGCAAAAUUUGAGUUUAAAAAAAUAAAGACUGCUCCUUUAGAAGACUGUUUAUUACUUUUGUGGUGAUUUUUGUUUUUAUUAAAUUUAUUUUUUUGUGUA
Molecule: messenger RNA, 2397 nt
Organism: Diorhabda sublineata
Lineage: Eukaryota; Metazoa; Arthropoda; Insecta; Coleoptera; Chrysomelidae
Product: zinc finger protein 154-like
Exons: 5
Coding region: 392-2323 (643 amino acids)
Biological process (GO): regulation of transcription by RNA polymerase II
Cellular component (GO): nucleus
Molecular function (GO): RNA polymerase II cis-regulatory region sequence-specific DNA binding; DNA-binding transcription activator activity, RNA polymerase II-specific
Source: RefSeq, a predicted model, not a curated record